Euleptes europaea (tarantolino) is the source of this 1998-nucleotide messenger RNA. RefSeq names its product sodium/hydrogen exchanger 2-like. Bases 1 to 1998 code for a protein of 665 amino acids. Gene Ontology annotation, cellular component: membrane. Gene Ontology annotation, molecular function: sodium:proton antiporter activity. The record is from RefSeq and is a predicted model, not a curated record. Gene Ontology annotation, biological process: proton transmembrane transport; sodium ion transport; regulation of pH. The transcript has 10 exons. NCBI's taxonomy places the organism in Eukaryota, Metazoa, Chordata, Lepidosauria, Squamata, Sphaerodactylidae.
AUGGAGAGGCUGAGCCUCGGCAGGCAGGCUGCUGGAGGACCUGCCGCUUCCCUUCUCCUCGCUCUGCCAGUAGUGGCUUCUUUCCAGGACUUGAUGAUGCUGGAGCCUCUUGAGGAUUUCGACCUGGAGGAGAGCCAGGGGAACGAGUCAGCGGCCCACCCACUCUUCUUCUCCCUGGACUACCAGCACGUCCAGGUUCCCUUUGAAAUAACCUUGUGGAUCAUGCUGGCUUCUUUGGCUAAGAUAGGUUUCCAUCUGUUUGAAAAACUACCCUCGGUGGUACCCGAAAGCUGCUUAUUGAUCUUUGUGGGCCUCAUCAUGGGAGGGAUCAUCUAUGGUCUAAACGACAAGUCCCCUCCGGUCAUGGACAGUGAUAUUUUCUUCCUCUACCUCCUGCCGCCUAUUGUCCUGGACGCGGGCUAUUUCAUGCCCAGUCGCCCUUUCUUCGAGAACAUCGGGACGAUCCUCUUGUACGCUGUGGUGGGGACCAUAUGGAAUGUCUUUGGCAUUGGCUUCUCGCUGUAUGGGAUAUGCCAAGUGGAAACCUUCCAGCUGCGUGAUAUAUCGUUGCUCCAUAAUCUCUGGUUUAGUAGCUUGAUUGCUGCCGUGGACCCUGUUGCCGUGCUGUCGGUGUUUGAAGAGAUCCACGUCAACGAAAAGCUUCACAUUCUGGUUUUUGGAGAAUCUCUCCUCAAUGAUGCCGUAACAGUUGUCUUGUACAAGCUGUUUCGAUCGUAUGCUGAAAUGCCGUCAAUCAAAACGGCGGAUGUGUUUGCAGGAAUUGGGAAAUUUUUUGUAGUCGGGAUAGGGGGGGUCUUGGUUGGCCUCCUCUUCGGCACGAUAGCCGCCUUCACCACUCGCUUCACCAAUAACAUCCGCGUGAUCGAGCCCCUGUUCGUCUUCCUCUACAGCUACCUGUCUUACCUCACAGCUGAAAUGUUCCAUCUCUCGGGUAUCGUGGCAAUCAUUGCAUGUGCAAUGGGCAUGAAGCGUUAUGUGGAGGCCAACAUCUCUCUGAAGUCCCACACAACCAUUAAAUACUUCAUGAAAAUGUGGAGUAGCGUCAGCGACACCCUCAUCUUUAUCUUCCUUGGCGUCUCCACCAUCGGCGACAACCAUGAAUGGAGCUGGCCGUACAUUUGCUUCACUGUCAUUUUCUGCCUCCUUUGGAGGGCGCUAGGAGUUCUUGUGCUGACUUUCAUCAUAAACAGAUCACACGUGAAUACUGUGACCUCGAAGGACCAGUUCAUUAUUGCCUAUGGGGGACUUAGAGGUGCCAUCUGCUUCUCACUGGUUUUCCUGCUCCCAAACUUGCCAAGAAAGAAGCUCUUUAUUGCGGCCACGACCGUGGUCAUCCUCUUCACAGUGUUCAUACAGGGAAUAACUAUUCGUCCUCUUGUUGACUUGUUAGCUGUCACCAGACAACAAGAAAGUGCCCCCACUGUGGGAGAACAAAUUCAUAUCCGUUUCUUGGAUCAUCUGUUGGCUGGCAUAGAAGAUAUAUCAGGACACUGGGGACAGUAUUACUGGAAAGACAAACUUGAAUAUUUAAAUAGCAAAUACCUCCAGAAGUUUUUGCUGCGGGAAUACAUGCAACCCAAAUCAAGCAUUGUGCUCUUGUACGAGAAACUGGAGAGGAAGCAUGCCAUUGAGUUAGCUGAAGCUGGACAGCUCAUUUAUGGGCCGACCCAUUCCUCGUUGCUCACCAACGACAAACCUUCUGCAACUGGCAACGACUUGGACAGUCUCAAUCUAGAUGGAGUGGAUGACAUCCAAAAGAUUUUGGAAAGGAACCUGUACAAAACAAGGAGAACAGUGCCAGCGUACAACAGGCAUACUCUUCCAGGAGAAACGGAACCAGCCGAGCAAGCCAAGGAGCUCUUGAUCCUCAGACAUAAGAGCUGGCAGAUCCACAUGACCAGUAGUGACUCCGAUCAUUUGAGCAAGGAGGUACAAAGUCCAGAGGAUGGGUGGGCCCAGAGGAGCUUUCGGAUUUAG